This is a messenger RNA of Schistocerca nitens (vagrant locust), 4511 nucleotides long. Its product is annotated as uridine phosphorylase 1. Lineage: Eukaryota; Metazoa; Arthropoda; Insecta; Orthoptera; Acrididae. The transcript has 8 exons. Gene Ontology annotation, molecular function: uridine phosphorylase activity. Gene Ontology annotation, cellular component: cytoplasm; cytosol. The record is from RefSeq and is a predicted model, not a curated record. Gene Ontology annotation, biological process: nucleotide catabolic process; uridine catabolic process. The coding region runs from base 351 to 1463 and encodes 370 amino acids.
GCAGGUGGAACGCCGCUGUCCGCUCCCUAUUGCCGACAGUGCGCGGUGCUGCAGGCGCACACACCCCCGUCUCCUCCCAAGUGCGACAGGAUGCGGCCGGCCCUGCUCUAGGAGACCGCGUCGCGCCUACACCAGUUACCCCGUCGCCUCGACAGCGCGCAUCCCGUCUGCACACGAAAUUUCAGUCACCUUUCCCCGUUUGACACCUUUUCCGCCGAUUCUCAGCCAUGUCGAAGCCGGAGAAGCUGAUCAUCAUGUCGUCCGACGAGGAGGAAUUGGACGAGUAGGCAGCCGCGGGUCUUACGUCUCGUCCCGUGUUGUGUCGUGUGUGGAAGCGCGUCCGAAUCGCGAUGGCUGCGACCAGGGUCGUGGGCUCUAUGGCGGGAUUCGCGGGCAGCGCCGCGGCCAACGGCUUCACGCCCGAAAAGCGACAGCAACCGCAGCAGCAGGAGGAGGAAGAAGACGGCACGAGGUAUCCUGAUGGAUCGGUCCGCCUUAGAAACCCACACAUUGAACUUAUGGACCAGGACAUUCUGUACCAUAUUGCUCUUGGUAGCGAGUCGCAUGACCUGGUCUCGAUGUUUGGGGACGUGAAGUUUGUGUGUAUGGGUGGAACGCCAAAGCGCAUGGAGCAGUUUGCGUUCUACAUCAUGAACGAGAUCGGGCACAAGCUGCCGACGGGCACGACCCUGCAGGACAUCAGCCAGUAUUCGUACCGGUACUCCAUGUACAAAGUGGGGCCUGUGCUUGCUGUCAGUCACGGCAUGGGCAUCCCUUCAGUCGGCAUUCUGCUGCACGAGAUGAUAAAGCUGAUGUACCACGCUAAAGUGCGAGACCCAGUAUUUUUCCGCAUUGGCACCUGUGGCGGUAUCGGUGUCGAGGGUGGCACGGUCAUCAUAUCGGAAGACGCAGUCGAUGGCAUGCUCAGACCUGUUUUGGAACUGCCUGUUCUAGGGAAAAUGAUACAGCGACCAGCAAGACUGGACAAGAAACUGGUGUCCCACCUCAAGAGCAUGGCUGACCCCGAUGACCCGUAUGACACAAUCACAGGCAGAACAAUGUGCACUUAUGACUUCUAUGAAGGUCAAGGCAGACUGGACGGUGCCUUCUGUGACUUCACAGAAAAGGACAAGAUGGACUUCCUGAGUCGAAUCCAUAAGGCAGGAGUUGUUAACAUCGAGAUGGAAUCUCUCUCCUUCGCUGCCCUCACUCAUCACGCCGGGAUCAAGGCAGCGGUCAUAUGUGUCGCCCUCAUGGACAGAUUCAAGGGUGAUCAGGUGCUGGCUCCAAAGGAAGUUCUUGACGAAUGGCAGUUGCGACCACAGAAGCUGGUGACCCGCUUCAUCAAGAAAUACCUGACAAUGAAGGGUCGACUGUCACUCGAGGGGUUUGGAGGGUCCAUAUGUGUGAAGAGCCCCCGCCGCUUCAAGCUGGUGCAGCAGGAGUCUGAGAAUUAUGACUAGUUGCUGUCAGUCGAUCAGAGUCCCGUCUGUGGCUGCAGCACAAAACACGUGGCGCAGGAAUCUUCCUCCGCUUCUGGAAUGACUCGACGGGGCUACAUUCUGGAUCGGAGGGGAUAACAUUCCGGCUGCAGCUGAAUUCUUGCAGGACUGACAUCAGAGAAAAAAAUAAAAGUAAAAAUAAAAAUGCAGCAUCCUUUUUGUGGAUGUUUUGCUUUUUAAUUCCAAAGAUUUAUGUUCAUUCGAUAGUGGCGUAUUUUAUUUUCUUGAAACUGGACAGAGAACAGUAAGUGAAGUGUGAGCCUGAAUCUUGUGGUCACAUGUGCUGUUAGGCUUAGGGAAAAAUGUUUGUGUUUGUUUGUAGCGGUCAUCUGACUUAUUUAUAUGCCAUUGUUUAAUGUGUAGUGUAGACUGUAGGAUAACUAUAAAAAAUAUGAGACAAGUAAGAUGUUAAUGCUUUCCUUUAAAAGGCUGUGUUUCAAAACUGGGUGAUUGUUUUAGACUAGUGCAUAAUUUCACUUUUUAUACUGUUAUCUGCAUGGUGUACAGUAGUCCGUAUAUUACUGUCACCGUGUGUUCAGUGCGAGAUGAGCUACAGCAUUCCCACUCAUUUAUAUGAGGAGUUUCAUAAGUUGGUGUUAAAUAAAGUUGUUUGUUGUUUGUCAUAUGUUGUUGUAAAGUAGUAUUUGCAAGCUAGAUGCUUAUAGGAUUUACACUUCUUGUUAAAACUGGAGAGUAUUAAUGUUACAAUAGGUAACAAAAAAAACUGUGGCUCAUGAGAUAUCUGUGUGUGCUCUGGUGUAUGCAAUUUCUCUGGAUGACAUUAUAUAAAACUGCCAUAUACAUGCAGAGAUGUACUAAAUGCCUUAAAUCUGCUCACUGGUGCACAAUAAGCCCAGGGUCAAUUGCCAGAGUGAUCAAAAAAUAAAUCUUUUGUUUUUAUCAACCCCAGUUGUUCUAAUGGUUUCUAAUUGUACAGCAUUUUUAUAUGUGCAAGUGCAUUAUUUAGAGACUGAAAAAAUGUAUUUAUUAGAUUUGUUCGAAAUGUGUAAAUUUUGUGUCAUGAAGGAUGUAAAUAGACAGUUUCAGUAUUUAAACCUGUGAAGAAAUAGAAAGAAAGAAAUUAGUUAUUUGUACUUAGUGACACGAAUAUGCUGCUUGGUUGAUAGUCCACUUGUGUCUUGAAUUAAUAAGCUCCUUUUUGUAAAUGGCAAUUACCAGAAUAUAUGGGAAAAAACAAAUUUCUUUGAAAUCUAAAGAAAAUAUUGUCUCCAUUUAUCAUUUCUGUUUGUAGUUUACAGCUCUGUGUCAGAAGUAAUUGAAAAUAUGCAUAUCCUAAAAAAAUGUGAGUCCUGUCCUCUGAUUUCAUUUGCUCUCAGCUGCAGCACAUAUUAGGAAAAGUACCUCCAUUUUCCAAACAUGCUUUCUGCUACUCUAGAGAUGUAUCAGUUAAAUUACUGCCCAUAAAACAGCUUAAGACCAUGUUUGAGAAUCUUGUGGACACAAUUUUCAAUUUUGUCACUAUUCUGACAUUUUAGGACUAUUAGUAGGUACUCAGAUACGAACAGAUAAAACUAGUUGCGAUAGUGGUGAAAGUGUCAAAUAAGAAACACGACCUCCAAGUAUUACUUAGGUUGGUGUUUACCUAUAGAAAAAUAUGAUUUUAUUUUGUUCCACCUAAGUACAGAUGUGCAUAGGUGUUGCCAGAUUCCAAUUUUGUUUACUUACAAGAGAAUAUCACCAAUUUGACCUCAUAUUUUAGAGAGAAAAAAAGCACACUUGCAAGGUAUCAGCCCAUCGGUCGAUUCCACAUGAAAAUUAGGCCCUUAAUUUGUAUAGCACUCAGUUACGACCUGACUGUGCAGCUUUUAAAGAUUCAUGCACACCCGUUGUUUCACACUCAUUCGAUCUCACUGCAACCGUACAAUGCCCAAGAGUGAAGUACUACACAGCGGACUGACAGCAAGACUCACACUUUUAGCACUCUGAACAAAGCACACAUCAAUGUCGCAACAGUAUUUCAUUGGAUGUUGAAAGUGCUCUGAUUGGUCACUGUGCAACUGCUUCGAUACCAAACCUACUGAAAGACCUGCACAAUAGUGGUGCACAUAACUACCUGUAAAGCAGAGACUACAUUUGAAGAAACUUGUUACGCUGGUCAUAGUUAACAUCAGUGCAGAGUUGUUGGUAAACCUACGGACAAAAUCUUCAAUAUGCGAAAGCUACAUACAUCCAGUGGGUGAAAAUAUCUUGUUCCACACAGUGGUAAUGUCAGUACAGAAACUGCAGUAUCUUUAGUUCAGUGCUCUUAAUUCAUUGCUGUACUACUGUAAUUUGUUCAUUGCCAUUAUGAAUGCAAACCUCUUAACUCACUCCACUGUACAGUACUUGAGCAUUAAGUAGCUGCAGGUCAGCUGCUUACAAUCGAAAUUAUGGCCCAAAUUUUUCCGUGGGCCUGAUUGCUGGGGCAGAUAUCUUGCAGGUGUGUUUUCUUUCUUGCCAAAAUAUGAGGCAAAGUUGCUGUUGUUCCCUUGCAAGCAGAGGAAAAUUAUGGCAUUUAUUUGAUUCAACCAGACUUUGACUUAUGAUUAAGUGGAAUUAUUGUUUUAUGAAAGUAACAAAACUACAGUCACCUGAGCGCAAUGUAUUUUGCUGUCAAUUUCUCUUCAGCUGCCCCAGUGAUAUUGAUUAAAUUAUAUUGUCUGAUACCCCCCACCCCUUUUAAAAAAUUGUUUCAUUAUGUCAUUACGUUCAUGUUUAUAGUCUAUUGAUCCACUGGUUUCAUUGUUCCAGCAACAGUAAAGAACAUUUCACCUCCACACUUGAUUCCACAUUGCAAACCAAGAGUCAAAAGAAUCUGGCCCCAUUUCAAAAACGUUGUAUUGCUCAGUGUAAUCUAUUAUUUAUCACGGGGGCAUCUAAAGAUAGCACAAAAAUUAUAAAAAUGAGUGACUGAAAGAGGAAAGUAUAGUUUUGUAAAUGCCAUUAUUUAAAUUACAUCCAAACAUAAGAUUAGCAAGUUUACAGCUUUGAUUACAUUUGUUAUUUUUU